Fragaria vesca subsp. vesca is the source of this 942-nucleotide messenger RNA. RefSeq lists its product as uncharacterized. Lineage: Eukaryota; Viridiplantae; Streptophyta; Magnoliopsida; Rosales; Rosaceae. The record is from RefSeq and is a predicted model, not a curated record. The transcript has a single exon. Bases 1 to 942 code for a protein of 313 amino acids.
AUGUCAGUCCUCUCCUUCUCCAAAUCCCUAGCCUCCCCUCUCUUCCUCCACCCACCCCUCCUCUUUCUCAAACCCUCCCCCCAAAAGCCCACCCUCAUCCGCAUGGGCGGCGGCCCCAGAACCUUCCCCGGCGGCGUCUCCAAGUGGCAGUGGAAGCGCAUGCAGGCCAAGAAAGCCAAGCAGCUCCUCAAGGCCCGCCUCACCCGCGAGCGCCAAAUCUACGAGAUGCGCAAGCGCGCCGAGCUCAAGGCCGCCGUCUCCGACCUCGAACGUCCCUGGGAGCCCGUCGAGAGGCCUCCCAGCCUCUUCUCCGUCUCCGCCGACGAGCAGGUCAAGGUCCUCGCCGAUCGCUUCCAGCGCCCCGGCGGGUUCGACCUGUGGACCGAGAGGGACGGGCCGGAGCUGUUUCGGACCAUGGAGGACUUGCCGUCGGCGAGGUUUUUCCCCAAGGGAGUGGUGCAUAGUGUGAGGCCGUAUAGGAGGAUCGGGUCCGAGGAGUUGGAGGAGGGUUUUGGAGGUGUGAGGGAGUUGGUGGAUGGGCUUAAGGAGAGCUCGAAUCGGCAAGGUUUGAAUUCUAGAACUUAUAAUGGUAAAUUGAGGAGGAAAGGGAAGGGGAGUAGAGGAAAUGCAGAUGUUUCGGCUGAGUUGAAUUCCGAGGGAGGUGAUGUUGAUAGGAAACAGAGAGGACAGGGUAAUGUGGUGCGCGGUGGCGAAAAUGGGGGUGUUAGGAGAAAUGGUGGUUCGGAGUCUGAUAGGAGGUCUUCGGGUAGGUAUAAUUUGAGAGGAGGCGGUGUUGAGAGGAGACAGAGAGGACAGGGUGGUGUAAUGCGGGGCGGGGAAAGUAGGGAGGGUAGGAGAAAGGGUGCGGGGAGAUUGAGUGGUGCAGAGUCUGAAGUGUUUGAUAUGAGGUUGAGGGAAGACGGGAGUUAUGAGUUUCAGUAG